Messenger RNA from Naumovozyma castellii, 1488 nucleotides. It is a transcript of the gene RRN11, whose product is annotated as Rrn11p. The transcript has a single exon. NCBI's taxonomy places the organism in Eukaryota, Fungi, Ascomycota, Saccharomycetes, Saccharomycetales, Saccharomycetaceae. The coding region runs from base 1 to 1488 and encodes 495 amino acids. The record is from RefSeq and is a predicted model, not a curated record.
AUGUUCGAUCUACCCACACAAAUAUCGAACAAACGAAUUGCUAAUGAGAGGAAAAUUCGAUAUACUUAUAUCAAUCAACUGUCGAGAAAGUACAACCGCCAAGAUGCUGAAUCAUCUUCACUACCGACACCUGAGAAUUCAGCCAGUGAAAGCCACGAGUCUACUGGGGAGGAUGAAGAAGUUAGAAGAAGAAGAUUGAAAAGGAGGUGGAAGAAUGUCAUUGGUGAAGCUGUUUCAGAUACAGAUGAAGAUGAAGAUGGAGAGGAGGAGAGGGAGGAUGAGGGGCCAGAGAAUCAGGAACGAAGGUUUUUCAAGACACAUGAAAAGCCACAAGAGUCCUAUGAAAUUUGGUCUACUGAUAACAAUAAAAGAAUGCCAUUACAGAAAAAAUUUAUAUCUUUUUCCAAAUUGAAUAAAAUUGAAAAAUCCACCAAGAGAAGGAUGCAAGGAUCAUUAUUACACUCUUCCAAGUUUAAUAAUAUAUGUUUUGAAAGCAUAUCACAAGGCCAAGAGUUAGUUACACCAUUGCAUACACCAGAAAGUUUUACUUUGAAACAUAUAGAAAAUCUAACGAACCUAUUACAUAUAAACGUCAUGAAGGGUAAAUGGGAAGUAGCGUACAAGAUAUUUGCAUUGAUGGUUAGAAUACCUAAAGUGGACAUCAGAUCAAUAUGGGGUAUCGGUGUCAAGAUUUUAUCCCAGCGAGCCGCAACCACAACUCUUGAUUUCCUUGUUUGGAUGAAUAGCGUUUAUUCAUCAAGGAUCAAUUAUAUUCAAGGUAUGACCCACAGAGUCGACCCUGUGUUUAGAAGCGGGUCCAAGACACACUCAUCCAAAUUUACGAUAACGUGGUUGUGGAAAAGUUUAAUCUAUUGUACAGAUACCGAUAAUGACGAAGAUAUAGACAGCGAUUAUGGUGGAUUUGGAAGGGAUAAAUUGCAAAUAUUGAUAGAAAAGGUAUCAGAAUUGGUAUUGAUACCCCCAUUCAUGGAGGACGCAGAAGUUUGGUUUAUAUAUGCACUUUGCCACAUGGUAAAGGCGGAUCAAUUGUCUCUUAAUUUUAAUUUAAAUCAGAGUAAUGGAUCUGCCCGUGACAUUGCCAGAAACGAAGUGAUUCAAAAUAUUCAGUUGGUUAAAACGUUUCUCCAGACGGCGAUGUCCAAGGGUCACUUUGAAUAUCCAGAGAGAUUUAUUACACGACAGUUAAACACUUUUGAAGAAAGAUUAUACUCCAAAGAUGAAACCAACUCCAAGGACAAGGACAACAAUGAAUCAGACAACGGAUCCAGUAUGGACAAUGGAAACAUACAAUUGGUCCCUGAGACAAAUCCAAUUCCCCCGGCAGAAGAUGAAUAUGUUUUCUCUGAUUUCAGUUUUACCAAUGCUGCACAUGAUCUAGAUACACAAGCUCUGGAACCCAUGAUUCAUGAAGAGGACCUCAUGGAGGAGGAUCCAUUCAGCCAAAUACAAUCCGAUUCCAGUGAAUAG